UGAUUUCGACAGCUUGCCGCCUCGGGGCCGAGCAGAGCAGUGCGGGGGCGAGAAAUGGCCGCCUCUGAGCUGGAUGAGCUGAAAAGGCAGCUCGAGUCGCUCCAGCGGUCACAUGACGCCCUCCUGAACAGCCUGUCCGCGACCAAUGACAUCUUCAGGCCGUCCGAAGCUUCACAGCUCCGCCGCGCCUCUACCCGGCAAGGCGUCGAUGCCAUCUUUGCCGACACGUCGACCCUCUCCGACGACAGCGACAAUGAGGAAGACGACUUUUACGUCCAGAGCGAGCUGCCCUCGCGUUCCUUUGACCAUGAGCAUCUGCGCGACCAUCUCAAGAACCAUUCCUGGACCGCGCACGGAAGAGAGAUCCUGUCGACCAUCCUCGCGGACCCCGUCAAGCUCUCCAAACAGCCCCACUUGUUCCAUAUGGGAUCGGGCCCGACAGACGACCGGAGCCAUUACUCGCACUUCCAGGUCUACAAUGUUGGUCCCAACGGCGUGCCCAAGCUAGUCGAGGCUACCAGUCCCGACAAUGACAUGUCCAACGCUACCCAGAUAUGGGCAUCGCUGAGGGACAUUUGCAAAGAAAAGGAUGAGGUGGUAGCCGGCCGCAUCACCAUUGCCCGCGAGCCUUCGCCCAUUUUGUUCGGCGCCCUGCAUCUGACGCUGCAUGACGCAUUCGACAUGGAUGAGCUUUUCGAGCACUUGGUCGAGACCGAGGCCAGCUCGGCACACAUGUUCCGGUCCUUUGACGAGGACCCCAAGCACCGAAGGUCUUUCUUCUUCAACUUUGAGUACUAUACCAUCAUCGGCGACGAGUGUAAGCCAAUGCAAUGGCAGCUCGCUGACAAGGGCUCUAACGGUACCAACCACCACGUGCCCUUGGCGCGAUGUAGCGCUGUUGUUGCACUAGUCCUUUAUGACGAGAAUCCCCGCCGCGUCCGCAAUAGGGGAAGACGUGCUAGGACUCAAUUUGGCUGGGUGCACGAUGUUUGGAGUCCUUGGCAGGUGCUCCAGCUCGAAUGCUUCCCUGACUGGAAAUCAGCACCAGCAAACGGAACGCCCUAUACCUUUGAGACUGGCCACAAAUUCCUCAAUGGCGCAGAGGCUUUCCUGCAUGCUCUUUUGACAGAGUACCGAGACGCCCGCAAAAGAUACGACGAGAUCUACCUCAAAAUAACAAAACUUGUCACCCCACCCCUUGACUUUCUCUUCGACGAGGAAAUGCGGAAAGCUCGUCUAUUCGAGGACAAGGAGAUGACUUUUACGAGACGCUAUUUCUACGCCCACCAGACGCUGGGCAAUGUCAAUGACAGCAUCAAGUCUAUGAUUGACGCUUUUGAAGAUACUUUUACCGAUGAUAUCUGGGACGGCACGAACAAGACACUGUGGCCACUAUUCGAAGAGUCGCUGCGAAACGAACAUUGGAAGCGCCGGCUACGCGUGUUGAGGAUGCAGUUUGAGCGGGAAAUGAAAGAGCUUCGCACCAUCAUCGCCGAGAACAACGAAAGACGACAUGAAAUUGAGACGCUACAGGACCAGCUGUUCUCGGGCACCAGCAUCCAAGAAUCGAGAAAGUCUGUCGAGUUAGCAGACAUCACGGUGCACCAAGGCUACAACAUCAAAGUACUUACCAUUGUCAACCUCUUCUUCAUGCCUCUCACGUUCGUGACAUCCGUCUACGGCAUGAGCAACAUGAACCAACAAGCGGGUUUCACCAGCUUCAUGAUUACCACUCUCUGCGUGUGCAUUCCCUUCUUCGCCUUUGUCGGCUUCAUCAAUUCGCGCUGGGGCUACGAGAUGUGGAUGAAGAAGACGCGGGCACUAUGGCGCUGGCUGCGCCCGAAAAAGAAAGACAAGCAGAAACUGCACGACGACGACAGCGACGGCAUCGAGCCGCCCCCCGGUCGCGUCAAUCGCACCCUAUCCACCGAGGAAGCCAUGCGCGCGAGAAUCGGCAGAGCAAAUAUGCCCCCAAGAAGACGCUCCACGCAGGUUCCGGCCCCCAGCCACCCGCACAUUCAGCAGAUGCUGGCAAAGACCAAGGAACGACGACAGAGCGGCUUGUCGCGCAUGAAAACGCUGCCUGAUGAAGAAACUUUGGAUGGCGAAAAGGAAAUGCGUGCGAUGAGGGGUGGUGAUGCUGUUAUUGAAAUCAGGGAACCAUAAAUGGCUUGCCAUGGGCUUGAUGGAUUUUCUUUUUCUUCCUUAUAUAUUAGACAUGAUUGUAAACGUGUUCACGCAUGACGACAACGAUGAUGAUGAUGAUGAGAAUGAUUCAAUUAUUUAUCCUAGAUACUAUGUAUACCGAGUUGGUUAUAUAGAGAAAUAUUCUUUCUA
Molecule: messenger RNA, 2337 nt
Organism: Exserohilum turcica Et28A
Lineage: Eukaryota; Fungi; Ascomycota; Dothideomycetes; Pleosporales; Pleosporaceae
Exons: 2
Coding region: 55-2166 (703 amino acids)
Biological process (GO): transmembrane transport; metal ion transport
Cellular component (GO): membrane
Molecular function (GO): metal ion transmembrane transporter activity
Source: RefSeq, a predicted model, not a curated record